CUGCAUGCUGUGACAGCGUCACUUAUCUAGUCAUUUCGUUGCAUUUCGUAAUAUUUUAUUUUGCGUAACUAAUUUUCUUAAUUCACAUGGUGCAGUGUAAAAACAUAAAAAUUGUAAAUCGUUUUAAAAUUAAAGCGAUGAAAUCUCUUGUGCUGACAGUUUCAUAUUUAUAGCGCGGUGGCGGGCUGCGAGCAGGGUGCAGGCGGGGCGGGGGGUGCGAGUGGAGCGGGGCCGGGUGGCGGGCGGCCGGCGGACACCAUCCGGCGCGUGCGGGUCAAGAUGUCGUCUGUGUCGGCGCAGGGAGUGGUGGAGCGAGCAUCGGCGGAGUUGUCUCGCCGUAUCACCGGGCUGGGGUUGCGCGGACGCAAACGCUCCCCUGGCGUCGUCGAACGCAUGGCCAGCGCCCUCUGUGGACCGGCGCAUGCUGCGCCGCGCGUGCCUCGUCGGAAACGCCUCGAACCGCGACCCUUAUUGUGGCCUCAAUUUAUCUUAGAUGAGAAAUUCCUGGAAAAAUUCUUUCUUUACUUUAACGCAAACGAACGCCGCACGCUAGCGCAAGUGUGCACCAAAUGGCGUGAUCUCCUAUAUUCGUCUCCUCGCUGGUGGAAUGGACUGGUAGCGGUGCUGGACUGCCGCGAGCUGCGCUCCGCCUCCGGGUGCUGCAUGCAGAGGUUCUACAACUCUAUAAUAAGACGGGGCAUACGGGGAGUCGUGCUAGUGUCCGCCACCGACGACGACAUUAACGAAUUCAUAAGGCAGUUUCCUCUCUCUGCUCACCACAUACAUGCCAUUAGUUUGAAAGGAUGCACUAUAACCGAUCGGGGAUUGGAAGCUAUACUUGAUCAUUUACAGGUUCUGUUUGAAUUAGAAUUAACAGGCUGCAAUGAAAUAACAGAAGCUGGUUUGUGGGCAUGUCUAACCCCGCGUAUAGUUUCACUCACGCUUACUGAUUGCAUUAAUGUUGCUGAUGAGGCUGUGGGCGCGGUGGCGCAACUGUUGCCUUCGCUGUACGAGUUCUCACUGCAAGCGUACCAUGUUACUGAUGCGGCCCUCGGGUACUUCUCCCCCAAGCAGAGCGCCUCGUUGAGCGUGCUGCGACUUCACAGCUGUUGGGAGCUUACGAAUCAUGGGAUUGUUAAUAUAGUGCAUUCAUUACCCAAUCUGACGGUCCUGUCGCUGAGCGGGUGCAGCAAGGUGACGGACGAAGGUGUGGAACUGGUGGCGGAGAACCUGCCGCGUCUGCGCAGCCUCGACCUCAGCUGGUGCCCCCGCGUUACAGACAACGCGCUCGAGUACAUCGCCUGCGACCUCAACCACCUCGAGGAGCUUACGCUCGAUAGAUGCGUGCACAUAACGGACAUCGGAGUGGGCUACAUCAGCACGAUGCAGUCUCUGGCAGCACUGUUCCUGCGCUGGUGUUCGCAGCUGCGAGAUUUUGGCGUACAACAUCUCUGCGGCAUGCGCUCCCUGCAGCUUCUCUCACUCGCAGGUUGUCCGCUAUUGACUUCAGGAGGCCUCUCCAGUCUAAUACAGUUGAGACAGUUGCGAGAGUUGGAGCUCACGAACUGUCCGGGUGCUUCCCCCGAACUCUUUGAUUACCUGCACGAACACCUGCCGAGAUGCCUCAUAAUAGAGUAAGGUAUGCGGUGCCAUACAUAUAUAUAAUUAAAAAAAAUAAAAUGUUCAAAUGCAAUCUUACACAAUAUAUAAGCUCAUCUCAGUCAAUUUCACACAACAUUAUUGAAAAAGACAAUGCCUUACAAUGUUAAUCAAUAAAAAGCAGGCUUUAGUUUUAGGUUAGUAUAUAGGUGUAUUUAAAUUCCUAAUUUUCGAUAUUAACAAUUUUGCUAUAUAAGUGUUUUUUUCAAAUAUUGGGUGUUAUUUGUCGUGAUCCCCCACUUUUAAUUACAAAACAAGUCAAAUAGAUGUUGUAAAUCUACAUUUAUGUAGUUUCUAUAUACCAACAUAUAAUUGUGAAUUCCUUAUGUGUACAACAUGUUUAGACAUGUUCCCCCCUAGUUUUGUAGUUUUUCUGUUUCCCAAUUGAGUGUAAAGACUCUUAAAUGCACUAAUAUAUAACAAAAACACAGUAUUUGAUAACCAGUCAUUAAACCAUUUUGCUCUUAAUUAAAUGCUCAAAUGGUCGUAUUGUUCCCUAAUAACUUGGAGCAAUAGUCCAAUAGAUAUAUUUUUGUAAACAUUGUGUUCUCUUUGUCAUGUCAAUGUCAUCGUACCUUAUGGAAAAUAUAUAACUUUAAACUUCCAUGGUUUUUACUAACAUAAUAUUCAUGGAAAAUAUUUUCCUAGAUAGUUCUGCUAUCAAAUAAUUUUUUUC
Messenger RNA from Papilio xuthus (Asian swallowtail), 2335 nucleotides. RefSeq names its product F-box/LRR-repeat protein 16. Gene Ontology annotation, cellular component: SCF ubiquitin ligase complex. The coding region runs from base 280 to 1638 and encodes 452 amino acids. Gene Ontology annotation, biological process: SCF-dependent proteasomal ubiquitin-dependent protein catabolic process. NCBI's taxonomy places the organism in Eukaryota, Metazoa, Arthropoda, Insecta, Lepidoptera, Papilionidae. The record is from RefSeq and is a predicted model, not a curated record. Gene Ontology annotation, molecular function: protein binding. The transcript is spliced from 7 exons.